This is a messenger RNA of Penaeus chinensis, 4104 nucleotides long. Its product is annotated as RNA-binding motif, single-stranded-interacting protein 1-like. Gene Ontology annotation, cellular component: ribonucleoprotein complex; cytosol; nucleus. NCBI's taxonomy places the organism in Eukaryota, Metazoa, Arthropoda, Malacostraca, Decapoda, Penaeidae. Gene Ontology annotation, molecular function: mRNA 3'-UTR binding; poly(U) RNA binding; poly(A) binding. The transcript has 11 exons. The coding region runs from base 248 to 2089 and encodes 613 amino acids. The record is from RefSeq and is a predicted model, not a curated record.
CAGUUGUGUGCUGUACAUGUUGGAGCUGUGUGAGGGAGUGAGACGCCUUAAAAGCUAGUGCUAAAAUUACGGCUAGUGAUGGCAUUGACUUCACGGAGGCUUCCACAUAGACAACCCAGUGUCAAUAGUUUCAUCACCAAAUGGUGACAUCUCUGAAUGCACAGAGUACUUAAUUAGUAGCGCCAGGUGUAGCCCCUGGAUUCAGGGUGGGCCGUGGAGGUUCCUACGGCCGGUAGUCACGCCCAGAAUGGCUACAAGACAUGAACCGUCUACACAUCACACUCAUGGAAAGAAACCCUUCAACAAGAUACCGGCAAGUAAUGGUCCGAGACCUGGUUAUCCGGGUGGGCAUGCAGGAGGUGGACCACCUGGCAAAGGAGGCCGACCCCCUUCCAACCCAGGCCCGGGUCCUACUCUACAAUACAGACAUGGUCCACACCCCCCUCACCCCUCUCACGCCCCCCAUGCACCGCACCCACCAACCUCACAGCACCACCAACAGCAACAGCAGCAGCAACAACAGCAGCAGCCACAACAGCAGUCACAGCCUCCACCACAGCAUCCUUCAGGUCCUCACCAUCAACCACAACAACAGCAGCAGCCACCACAGUCUGGUCCAUUACAGUCGAACCAGCAGUCUGGACCAGCAUCCCAGUGGGUGGGAUCCGGGCCGCACCAAAAACCUCAACAUCCCCAACAACAGUCACAGCAACAAUCCACUGGUCCAGGUCAACAGCAAACACCACAGCCAAGUGGAGGGGGUGGGACAGCUGGGUCUCAGUAUGCAAGUGUUCGUUAUCCUGGUCCUCACCCAGGCCAACCCCCGGCUGUAUCGCAGCCCCCAGCUCCCUACCCACCGCCCCCGCCAUCAUACCAUCACCAGGGAUAUGGUGGCGGCCAUGUUGCGGCGACCUCUCCAACCACGACAUCCACAUCAAGCACUUCAGGUGCUCCUCACAUGGGCGGUCAUGGGAGUAGUGGCGGGAGUAGUGGUGGUGGUGGAGGUGGCGGUGGGGGCGGUGGCGGAGGUGGUAGCGGAGGAAGUGGAGGUGCGGGCUAUUCAGCAUCGUCUCCAUCAGCUCACUCUCACUCCAGCUACGGCGAGCAACUUUCGCGUACCAACCUAUACAUCCGGGGCCUCAGUCCUGACACAACUGACCGCAACCUUGUUGAGAUGUGCCAAAAAUAUGGUAACAUCAUAUCAACUAAAGCUAUCCUUGACAAGAACACUAACAAAUGCAAGGGUUAUGGAUUUGUAGACUUUGAAUCCCCAGCUGCUGCAGACAAAGCUGUGAAAGGUUUACAGGCAGCUAAUAUCCAAGCCCAAAUGGCAAAGCAGCAGGAACAGGAUCCCACUAACCUCUAUAUUGCCAACCUCCCACCACAGAUGAAUGAGGCAGAAUUGGAGCAACUUUUGGCUCAACAUGGACAAGUUAUUUCUACCCGUAUUCUGAGGGACAACAAUGUCCAGUCAAGAGGCGUAGGUUUUGCUAGAAUGGAAUCCCGAGAGAAAUGCGAGCUGAUUAUACAAAUGUUCAACAAGAAGGUGCUGCGAGGAGCCAAAGAAGCACUCCUAGUUAAAUUUGCUGAUUCUGGCAAUAAAAAACGCAACCAGUACAAGACCAAGGAACAGACUAGCUGGGAACGCUCAGAACCAAUUCCAGUCUAUGACCAGCCAUCUCUUCUCCCUCACAAUGGGACAUUGAUGCCCUCCGUGGCCCCUAACUUUCGGCAGUACCCCCCGUCCCAGGUACCGCCUUAUCACCUCCAACCAUUUUACAUUGUGCCACCUCAGACACUUCAACACAUGGAUGUCUCUCCUCAGAUGAUCCAGACAACAAUGGACACAAGUCAGAUGCCGUACUCCCCGUUGAUUCCCACACUGACCACUCACAUGCAGCAACUGCACAUCACUCCCGGCUCACAAGGAGGUUACUUAACAGCAAGUGGGGGUUAUCCAGCCUCUCCCUAUACCCCUAUGAUGCAACACAUGGCAAUGAUGGAGGACUCAGCUGCCCAUUCACCUGACGAGUAUCAACCCUAUCCAACUAACGCAGGACCUAUCCAGUGCCAGCAACAGCCUAAGUAACACUGUAUAAAGCUAGGCUCUAUUGUAUUGAAAAUUGCACUACUGUCCUCAUGACGUGUGUGAGCAGAAAAAGAAUCACGGUGCCCAGUGUUCUCAGGGCACAGUCCUGUUGUUGACUGAAGAAAAACACAUUUCAACACAGAUCCUUCAUCACUACCAGCAUCAUAUGGACUCUAUUAGAAUGUUUAAGAGCCUUCUCCUAAGAUACUACGUCAAGGUCUCAGCCUUGGUGCAAAGAGGCCAUGAAAUAUCUUUGGGGAAGCACACAGUCUUCUCAUGGAAACUCAAGAAGAUUACAAUAUAGUGAGUUCCAUAAUGAGAAAAGAUAUCAAGUCCAAGCAGUUCGGAGGGUCAGAUAUUUUGACUCAUACUCCAUAUAAAGCUCUUGUUGAGCAGAAAAUUCAUGUGAUCAUAUGUAGUGUUGAGGAGAAUUCACCAAUUGCAAUCAGGUAACAAAAUUCCAGUACUCAUAUGAAGUUUGUAAAAAUGGGCCAUUUUGAAAGACCUGUGAUUCAUUUAGAAAGAAGUUUAGAUUGACUAGAGUAGAGUUAUUUCUUGUUAAGCAAGUGCAACCUUAUGGGGGGAGGGGUUAUUUGAAAUAAAUGAAGAUUUUUGGAGAAAUUCUAUAAUUAGUGAAGAAAAUUGAUAAAGUGACUAUUUGUGCUCUACCAUUAACAAUAUUACACAUCUGAACAAUUUAUAAUGAUAUACAUCAUUAUGAAUAUUGUUCCAAAUCAUUCUUCUAUUCAGGAAGUGUCUGAAUGUGUAUGUUGGUGUUAUUUAUUAAUAUUUUAUUCAUAAAGCAGCCUGCUUGUAGAAAGUGAUUCUGCAGGCUUAUGUAUGAGGAUAUAGGCUUUUUCUUCACAUCUCCGAGGCUUGUGAAUGAAUUUAGGCUUUUCCUUCACAUUUUAUUUGUUGAUUUAUAUAUAUUUUUUUCUCUCUCAUUUUUUCCAAGAAUCUAUUUUCACACAAUCAACUCACUGUGGCCACUCCAAACUGUAGUCAGGGCUAUAUUCAAUAAUUGUUUAUAAAUGCCACUGUCAGAAAAGUGAAUUUGUACUGAUAAAGAAUGCCAUAUCACAAAUUUUGAAGAAAUUGGCACUAAUUUACCCAUUGUCCAGUAUGUAAAAUUUAGAUAAGUGUUUCAUGGACCAAGAUCUUGCUUCAGAUUAAACAGAAAACUAGUUAUUGAAAAAAUAUCUGAUUUUAGUGAAUCAAUUGAUGAUGAUAUGAAAGAAAUAUUUUCACUCAGUUUACUGAUGCAUAAAUUCUUCACUUUUUUUUUAUUUCACAGUAAUACCUAUUUUUUUUCAUCAAUUUCUUACAGCCAUUGCUUCAUAAGAGCUUUUCACUUUUUGCACAGUAUUCACAGAAAUUAUUACAUUCAUAUAUUCUGUUAUAUUCAAGUAGGUAUUUGAUUUAUUUGUUGUAAAAAAAAAUAUAUAUAUGAUGAUUGAUUAUGCUAAUCUUCCUGUCUAUGUCUACUACAAUUGUGUUCAUUUUAUUUAUCUUAAAAGAUAGCACAUCAGUUUUCCACUUUCAUUGAGAUUAUGUGGAAAAAUAUUUCCUAUUUGUUAGGAUAAUAAAGCAACAAAUUACCUAAAUUUUAGAUAGAAGUAAAGAGGAGAAAGGUUUAAUGACAUAUAUUGGCAAAAAAACAAAAACAAAAAAAAACAGUAAUAUUAAUAAUAUUAAAAAAUGAAGCAAAACUGUAACCAUAAAUUUUGGUAAUAAUAUGUAGUUUACACUUAUUGUGGUUUGUCAGUGUCAUGGUGAAGAUUAUGAAACUAAUAACAUGGUUAAGGUGCUUGAUAUUUUUAUGUUUAGAUGGUCUAUAUUUGAAAUUCAUAAUCACACAGUAGUAUCUACAUGUGAGGAUUGUUAGCCAAUUGUUGAAUAUAGCCUAUAUGAUUAUUACAGUGCAUAUAGAAUAUAAUUUCACUUGUAUUGUUUAAUACACAACAAAGUACCACUGUCAUGCUGUCAUGUUAAUUGCAUAUAAUUCCAUAAUUCUG